AUGGCUUUCAAGAACGGACUUAGUGAACGCCUCGACGAGCUGCGAUUCCCUUCUCCUCGGUCGCCGUCGUCGGAGUCUACCUUCCCCGGUUACAAUUCGCUGUCCCCGGGCCAGUCGGGCUUUGUGUCUGCCUUCUCACGGCCCUCGGGCGAUGUCCGCGCCAACCUCCAGCGUCGCUUUACUACGGACUCCAGCAAGCUGUCAUCUUGGAAUUAUUUGAACCACGUUGGAAAUGCUACCGCUCCAGUUCCGGACCCUGUGGAUUUACUAUCCUCGCUCUAUGCCACUUGCUGCAGUUAUCCCCGUAGCUUCACCUCACCCUCACCUCCAUCCCUAAUCUUCGAGAAGAAGCGUCAACAUAUCGAGUACAUGCGCGAACAGCGUCGCAGGUUUGAGGAGGAUAUGAAGAUGCUGGACCUCCAACACGAACGAGAGAAAAUGGAGAUGGACCAGAUCGCCAAGGAUCUGGCAAAGGCUGGUCUCUCUGGCCCAGUCAGCGAGCCCACGACUCCUCCAGAGUAUCGUGAGAAUGGAUUCACGGGUGGCUUCACUCGUCCAACUCGAUUCUCCACUUCCAGCGUCACCUCUUCGCCUGGCUUCUUCAAUGUCUUCGCCCCUUCUCAGGUGACAAGCCCACCCGGACAGAUCAAUCACAGCUCCUCCCAGACUCCCACCAAUCGGUUCUCGGUGCAUUCUGUCCCUGGAUCUCGCAGGAACUCCGAAAAGGAGGACUUUAACCAGGAACCUACUUCUCCAUUCCGCCCUGGGCCUUCUAUUCAUCGCUACUCGAUGCCUUCGGCUGGACUGGGAUCCCAACUUCGCCCCAACAUCUCUGGAUUUACCAACAACUCAUCUGGUCUGGAUUCAUUCAACGCGGCGAAAUAUCUCUUCCACAACGAAGACGACCGCGCUACCUUGAAGGACGAGGACCGCAUUCCCACUCCGGAUAUCAAAAGCUACCUGAAGCUCACGGAUCCAGACGACAAGUUCCCCACUCUCUCGCGUCGAGACGAUUCGGGACUGCUGUCUGCGAACUCGGACGCAUUGGACCUGGCCAAUUCCCGCACUCCCAACCCAGAGACUUGGAGCUCCCACAGCCGUCACCGUACCUCGCACCAAAGCAUGCCUCAGAACGCUCUGAACAUGUUCCGCCUGGAGCAACUGGGAAGUCCCAACGGCGAAAGCCACACUAAUGGGGUCCGGCAUUCCGCUCGACACUCUCUAGAGGCGAACUUGGUCUACAGCAGCGAGGGAGCCCAUGAGAACAUGCCCGCUACUUCGUCUGGUCGUCCCACGUCUCUGCAAUCCUCCUACUCGACCAAUGAUCUUCCCACUGUGAAGGGCGACGGGUUCAAUCCUGCGAUCACGCCCCCCAAGACCCAUGCAGAGCAAUUUCACCAGCACAACGCCAGCCUCGGUCGCAUCCCCGCCAACGCGGUCAACAAUCGUCAGAGGGAUUCGCCGGACCGUGACGAUGCCGCCUUCCAAACCGCUCGCUCUCAGCAGACCACCUUGCAGGCUAAUGCUGCACCUUUUGGACCGCAGCUUACCUCUACCGCUUCUGGCACUUCUGCGGCCGCGCCUGCUUCUAUCAGCGGAUUCCAGCCUCCGUUCUAUCCCUAUGGGAUCCAGGCAUACAUGGGAACUCCUGUGCAGACCAAUGGACAAUACCCGGCCCCUCCUUAUGGCGCCUACCCCCCGUAUGGAAACUACAGGCUUGCCGAAACCCCUACCAAGGGGGUUACCUCUCGUAGGAGUGUCGAUGGAGAGGCUUCCCAGCUCUCGCGCUUUACUAAUUUCCCCCUUGAGCACUACCGCGGCGAGUUGUAUGGCCUUUGCAAGGACCAGCACGGUUGUAGGUACUUGCAGCGCAAGUUGGAGGAGCGCAACGCAGAGCAUGUGCAAAUGAUCUUCGAGGAGACUCACCUUCACGUGGUUGAGCUCAUGACAGAUCCUUUCGGCAAUUACCUCUGUCAGAAGCUGCUUGAGUACUCCAACGACGAACAGCGCACGACUCUGAUCAACAAUGCUGCUCAUCAACUAGUUAAGAUCGCCCUCAAUCAGCAUGGUACUCGGGCUUUGCAAAAGAUGAUCGAGUUCAUCUCCACCCCCGAGCAGACCACGACGGUGAUUCAAUCGCUUCAGGACCACGUUGUGGAAUUGGUUCAGGAUUUGAAUGGCAACCACGUGAUCCAGAAGUGUCUUAACCGCCUGUCCGCUGAGGAUGCUCAGUUCAUUUACGAUGCAGUCGGUGCCAACUGCGUGGUUGUCGGUACUCAUCGUCACGGUUGUUGUGUACUCCAGCGUUGCAUUGACCACGCCUCGGGUGAGCAACGAGCUCGCCUGAUCGCCCAGAUCACUUCCAAUGCGUUCGCCCUCGUUCAGGAUCCCUUCGGUAACUAUGUCGUUCAGUACAUCUUGGACCUUGCUGAACCACACUUUACUGAACCGCUCUGCCAAACCUUCCGUGGAAACAUCCCGGCUCUCUCGAAGCAGAAAUUCAGCUCUAACGUGAUCGAGAAAUGCCUGCGCACGGCCGAUGUCCAGAUCCGUCGCCAGAUGAUUGAUGAGAUGCUGGCAGGCAAUGAGCUUGAGAAGAUGCUCCGUGAUUCUUUCGCCAACUACGUCGUGCAAACUGCCAUGGAUUUUGCCGAUGCAGACACCCGGACUCGGAUUGUCGAGUGCAUUCGUCCGAUCCUGCCAUCCAUUCGCCAGACCCCCCAUGGUCGUCGUAUUGCUGGGAAGAUGAUGGCCUCCGAAGGCUCCGGUAGAGGGAGUGCUACCACCAGUGGACAGGCGACGCCCAAUGAGAUGAAUUCCGCGCAACUCCCAGGACCUCUACAGGGCACUCAAAAGCCUUUCUUGUACCAACACAAUUCCUUCCCUCUUGGUGCUCAGUUUGGGGCUCAGAACUUUGUGUCUGCAUCGGGCACAGGCUCCGCCACCAACACCCCCUCCGGUGGAGGUAGUGAGAAUUCUUCCGGGAUUUUCACUGCUCCUGCUGUACAGCAGCCGAAUGGCAACCUGGGCGCCCAGAGUCAGUUGUAUGCAUACUUCUGA
Molecule: messenger RNA, 3060 nt
Organism: Aspergillus terreus NIH2624
Lineage: Eukaryota; Fungi; Ascomycota; Eurotiomycetes; Eurotiales; Aspergillaceae
Product: putative RNA-binding protein
Exons: 6
Coding region: 1-3060 (1019 amino acids)
Biological process (GO): post-transcriptional regulation of gene expression
Cellular component (GO): cytoplasm
Molecular function (GO): mRNA binding
Source: RefSeq, a predicted model, not a curated record